Molecule: messenger RNA, 2994 nt
Organism: Vigna unguiculata (cowpea)
Lineage: Eukaryota; Viridiplantae; Streptophyta; Magnoliopsida; Fabales; Fabaceae
Product: nitrate regulatory gene2 protein-like
Source: RefSeq, a predicted model, not a curated record
UGCAUGGAAACAUCUAAUGGGCCGAUCAAGAUUCGUCCUCCACACUCUUUCUAUUUCUCUCUCUGGAAGAUAAAAUAGAAGUUCUGUUCUUCUUUGUUUACAAUUUUCGCCGAAAUCCAUGUUCUUGCCGUGCAUCACUGAUUCACUGCACUCUAGAUAGAAUUUAUACACCAAAAUUUGCAGAAAGCGAAAAGGAAGACUAGAUUUGAGAUAAUGGGGGCCUCGAGCUCCAAAAUAGAUGAUGAUAAGGCACUCCAGCUAUGCCGUGAAAGGAAGAAAUUUGUUAGGCAAGCACUUGACGGGCGCUGCUCUUUAGCAGCUGCUCAUGUUUCAUAUGUCCAGUCACUGAAAAGUACAGGAAUAGCUUUGAGAAAAUUCACAGAACCUGAAGCACCAAUUACCAAUGCCACACUGGAGCCACUUGAGAAAACCCUGUCCCAAUUCUCACUUUCUUCGCGUUCUGUGUCUCAACACAUUGAUACAACUGAAACCUUUUCUCCAACUCCCUCUCCUCCUAGCUCUAGUAAGUUCCAAGCAAAUCAUAUGAAAUUUAGCUCCAGUUCUUCUAAAAAGGUUGAAGAAAAACUACCUGUUCCUGUUGUUGGAAUAGUAACAUCAUCAGGUACUCCACACGAUGCUGCUGCUCAACCCCCUGAAAAGUUUGAACCAUCAGCAUCUGCUGGAGAUUCUUCUCUUCCAGUUGAAACUCCACCAUGGGAUUAUUUUGGUCUCUUUCAUCCUAUUGAUCAUCAAUUUUCUUUUCAAAGGAAGGUCAUGCACCAAGAUAUGGUGGGGAAUGCUGAUGAUAUAACACAACUUAUGGAGGAGGAAGGAAUUCCUGAAUUAGAAGAUGAUGAGAAGGUUUCUUCUCAUGGAAGGGAAGACUCUACGUACUCCGAAGAUGAAUUUGAUGACGAGCCUGCCACAGAUACCCUAGUCCAAAGAUUUGAAAAUUUUAACAGAGUUAAUGAUCAUGUUAGAACCAAUGAAUCACCUGCCACAAUUAAGCCUUUGAAAGGGAAUUCUACUUCUGAAUUUGAACAUGUGAAUGUGGAGAAGGGGAACUCCCCUGUUGCAUCACAAUUAGAGACAGCUUCUACAGAAGUUGAACUUCCAGCCGAAUCAAAUCAAUUGAUGGAGAAUGAAAAUCACAGUGAAAAAGUUGUUCCUAAGGAUAUCUUUUCUAGCAUGAAAGAUAUUGAAUUUCUCUUUGUGAAAGCUUCUGAAUCUGGUAAAGAGGUUCCAAGAAUGCUUGAGGCAAAUAAGUUGCACUUUCGUCCACUAUUACCAGCUAAAGAAAGUCGUUCAGCUGCACCCUCAUUUUUAAAGGCAUGUUUCUCAUGUGGGGAAGACCCAAGUCAGCUUCCAGAAGAACCUGCUCAAAACUCGGUUAAGUACUUAACUUGGCAAAGGACAAUGUCAUCUUUAUCCUCUUCAUCCAGAAACCCGUUGGGACCAAACUCAAAAGAUGAUAUAGAGGACCUUACGAAUAAUCUUUUUGAUAGUUUGUGCAUGAUCUCUGGAAGUCAUGCGUCAACCUUGGAUAGAUUAUAUGCAUGGGAAAGGAAGCUCUAUGAUGAAGUGAAGGCAAGUGGUAUGAUCAGAAGGGAAUAUGACAUGAAGUGUAAAGUCUUACAGCAUCUGGAAUCAAAAGGAGAAAAGACUUAUAAAAUUGAUAAAACACGUGCUGUAGUCAAGGAUCUGCACUCAAGAAUUAGAGUUGCCAUUCUCAGGAUAGAUUCUAUAUCAAAGAGGAUUGAGGAAUUGCGGGAUAAAGAGCUCCAGCCUCAACUUGAGGAGUUGAUUGAAGGGUUAAUUCGGAUGUGGGAAGUGAUGUUUGAGUGCCACAAGCAUCAGUUUCAGAUAAUGUCUGCAGCCUAUAACAACAGGCAUGCCAGAAUGAUCACGAAUUCUGAAUUACGCAGACAAAUUACUUCCUAUCUUGAAGGUGAGCUUCACUAUCUAUCCUCAAGUUUUAACAAAUGGAUUGGAGCUCAGAAGUCCUAUCUAGAGGCCAUAAAUGGAUGGCUCUAUAAAUGUGUCUCUCUUAAGCAAAAAACAGGGAAGAAAAGGAGACCCCAACGACCACUCCUAAGUUAUGGUCCUCCACCAAUAUAUGUCACCUGUGAAAUCUGGUUGGAAAAGCUUGGUGAAUUACCCAUCCAAGAUGUUCUAGAUGCCAUCAAAAGUUUAGCCGGUGAAACCGCCCGGUUCUUGCCGCAUCAAGAGAAGAACCAGGGCAAAGGUUUAAAGAACCCCCACAUGAAAUAUUGGAAUGCUCAUAUCCGCAGUGAAUCAUCAGAUAAUCUACUGAGAGAUGACCCACCAGAGGAUUGGGAUUCAGGUUUCGAUCGAUUUCGGGCAAGCUUUCUUGGGUUUGUUGCUCAGUUAAGUAAUUUUGCCGGGUCUUCUGUCAAGAUGUACACAGAACUAAGACAAGCCAUUCAGAAUGCUAAGAAUUACUAUUAUCAUAGGUCUAAUUCUCAGGCUCAAGAUUCUGAAAACAAAAAGCCCUAACAAUAAGCAAAGGGUUGCAUAAAACAUGGUGGAGGUGCAGCAUUGUAGCAUUAGUUGAUCUAAUGAAAGUUGAGUUUCAUACAAAGUCUAUUGCAUAUAGAACAUGGUGGAGUUGAAGCAUUGUAGCUUUGGUUAAACUAAUAAAUGUUGAAUUUCAUACAAAGUCCAUUGGAUGUGGCAUUUGUACAUGAAAGAAAGAAAAAGGAAGGAAUAAAGUAUUUAUAGGAUGACCAUACUUUAAAUGAUAGUUUCAUCUUUUGAAUAAUACUGUACAAGGGUGUGGUUACAUUACAGGUUAGGCAAAGCUGUUGACUGUAGUUGGUUGGUUCUGUUAAAGUGUUUUUUAUGCAAAGAGAAGGAACUUGCCAAAUAUCAUUUUUGUUAACAGAUAUAGGACUUUUACUUUAUUUUCAAUUCUGAUGUAAUUAUUUUAAUUUAUGGUGUGCAUAUAUGAGCAUUGGUUAAUGUUUAUUUGAA